GUGGCCCGAGGUGGCCGGGCUGCUGGGUUGGAAGCAGCGCAGUCCGACUCGUCCUAGCCCCAGGAUGGCGUCCCCACGGGAACUGACCCAGAACCCCCUGAAGAAGAUCUGGAUGCCGUACAGCAAUGGGCGGCCUGCUCUGCACGCCUGCCAGCGCGGUGUUUGCAUGACCAACUGCCCGACGCUCAUUGUCAUGGUGGGGCUGCCUGCCAGGGGCAAGACCUACAUCUCUAAGAAGCUGACCCGCUACCUGAACUGGAUUGGCGUGCCCACGCGGGAAUUCAACGUUGGCCAGUAUCGCCGGGACAUGGUCAAGACAUACAAGUCUUUUGAGUUUUUCCUUCCAGACAAUGAAGAGGGCCUGAAAAUCAGGAAGCAGUGUGCCCUGGCAGCCCUCCGAGAUGUUCGGCGGUUCCUUAGUGAGGAGGGGGGGCAUGUGGCGGUUUUUGAUGCAACAAAUACCACCCGAGAACGGAGAGCGACCAUCUUUAAUUUUGGGGAACAGAAUGGCUACAAGACCUUUUUUGUUGAGUCCAUCUGUGUGGAUCCUGAGGUCAUAGCUGCCAACAUCGUGCAAGUGAAACUGGGCAGCCCUGACUAUGUCAACCACGAUAGCGAUGAGGCCACGGAGGAUUUCAUGAGGCGCAUCGAGUGCUAUGAGAAUUCAUAUGAGUCGCUGGACGAGGACCUGGACAGGGAUCUGUCCUACAUCAAGAUCAUGGACGUGGGGCAGAGCUACAUCGUGAACCGUGUGGCUGACCACAUCCAGAGCCGCAUUGUGUAUUACCUCAUGAACAUCCAUGUGACGCCCCGCUCCAUCUACCUCUGCCGGCACGGGGAAAGCGAACUCAACCUCAAGGGCCGGAUUGGCGGGGACCCAGGACUGUCCGCCCGGGGCAGGGAGUUUGCCAGGAGUCUGGCCCAGUUCAUCAGGGAUCAGAACAUCAAGGACCUAAAGGUUUGGACAAGCCAGAUGAAGAGGACAAUCCAGACGGCUGAGGCCCUGGGUGUGCCUUAUGAGCAGUGGAAAGUUCUCAACGAGAUUGAUGCGGGCGUCUGUGAGGAAAUGACUUACGAGGAAAUUCAGGAUCAUUAUCCACUGGAAUUUGCCCUGCGAGACCAGGACAAGUACCGGUACCGGUACCCCAAGGGGGAGUCCUAUGAGGACCUGGUCCAGCGACUUGAGCCUGUCAUCAUGGAGCUGGAGCGGCAAGAGAACGUGCUGGUCAUCUGCCACCAGGCUGUGAUGCGCUGCCUCCUGGCCUACUUCCUUGACAAGGCAGCAGAACAGCUGCCUUACCUCAAGUGUCCGCUGCACACGGUCCUGAAGCUGACCCCCGUGGCUUAUGGUUGUAAAGUGGAGUCCAUAUUCCUGAAUGUGGCGGCCGUGAACACGCACCGAGACAGGCCUCAGGUAGCAGCCGGGUCACUGCUGGGGUGGUGGGCACGUUCCUGGGGGUCCAGACACAGCAACCACCAGGGCCAGGCCCAGCUGGGGCAUCUACUGAGUGAGCUUGAGUUCUCUGUCAGGGUGACGCUGUGGCCAGAACAGAGGCUAGAGGCCUACAGGGGGCAGGCGCUUCCAUGUCCCACCAGCCCAGGCCUCAUGAGCACCUGUCCAACUUGAGCACCUUUAAAAAGUAAAAAUGAAAAAUGUCCUGCUUUGUUGUGGAAAGGGCCAUGCAGAGGCUGAGGGUGUCUCGGUGCUGCGUAGAGACCUUCCUGCAGAAGGACACGUCUCUGUUCUGUGUUCCCCCAGCGUUAAUGAUAGAAGCUCCUUGAAGUGUUGCCCAGAAGCACUUCAUGCCCGUGUGGGAUCCUUCUGCCAUGUUGGUUUCCUCUCCCACUAAGGCCAAGAGCAGGACCGCCCCUCUGGGCCCCAUUCCCAGAGUCUGUUGCACCAGGAAGGCUCCUGGGACCUUAGUCAUGCCUGCUGCCACCCACAGUGGGACGUGCUGGGCCUUGGGUCCCUGCCCAGGGUGCAGGCCUUGGGCCCCACAGGCUGAGGUGUGUGGAUGUGUCCUCCUAUUUCCUAAGGCUGCUUCCCCUCACCAGAACCAGUCGUUGUGUAAACCUCUUCCCUGUUUGCCCUGAGAGUCCGAUGAAGGCCCAGUCUGGCACACACAGGUCUCAGGGGAAGAUGUCCCAACAGGCCCCUCGUACUGAGGAAAGCCCAGAAGGUGUUGGGCCCCCAGCACUGAUGGGGUGAUGGUGAAAGAGGCCCCUGGACCCAGCAAGCAUCAGGGGCUGGCGCCCCGGUCCAUUUGCAGGAGCCAACAUGGCCAUGGGGUAGUUGGCAGGCACCCUGCCUGCCUCUGGGUAGGCACUUCUGAGAGGCAAACUUCUGUUGGCCACAGGUUCUGGGAUGGUUCCUUUUAAGGUGGGCAGGAUCUCCAGGUCCUGGCCCAUCCUUGGGGACAGGUUGUGGUGAGAAAGGGGCCCUUGGGAAGCCUGCCCCCAGUGAGAAUUGCACCUGCCCCUACAAUUCCAGUGGCCAGCCCUGUGAACUCAGGAGUGUGGCCAUAGGGGACAUGAUUCCCUCCCUGAAGAUCUGGGCUGUGGCCCAGGUCAUUGGUGACCUGCUCCAUUGGGCCACCAAGAUCAGGGAUCACAUAGGAUCACAUAGUCUUACAGAGUUGAGGGGAGUCUCUGACCCCCAUCCCUUAGGCCUGAGAUGCCCUGAACUCAGCCGGCUGUGGACAGAACUGGGCUCUGCAGCUGAGGCAGGGGAGGGGUGCUGUUCGGGAGGUGCAAGGGGCCUGGUGCCCCAGCUCUCAGAAACAGGAGGUGUCCACAGGCAGCUGGGGCCAUAUCUGACACCUGUCCACCGACACACUGACAUAGCCGGGAGGAGGGCACCCUCAGGAGCUGGUCCCCUUCCCAGCCAGCUGUUUCUCCCCACCUGACCCAGACCUGAGGCAGGAGGCGGGGAUGGCCUCACUCUGGGUAAUGCCUGACCUGCCUGCAAGGAGCAAGCAGGAACCGGAGGUGUCCUCCAUCCCCCACCUUUGUUCUGGUGUUUGUCACCCACCACGUGUCAAGAAGCUCUUGACCCCUGGCUCUUAGGAAAGGUCGGGGUCUAAGUCCUGUGGCCGGGGCUCCUCGGGCUGAGAAUGUGAGUCCAGCGGCUAUAGCGAUGAGCGAAGCAGGUAGUGGUGACUGUCUGUCCUUGGCAAAUGGUCAGUGUUCUGUGUGUUUAAUUUUGUGCAGAAUGUAGACAUCUCUCGGCCUCCGGAGGAAGCCCUUGUCACGGUCCCUGCUCACCAGUGACCGUGUGUCGUCCACUGCAACCCCCGGGCAGGUGUUGAUCUCUGUGGACGAGGUCAUUCCAGGCCCUCUGGUCUGUGUGACAGUCACCACACAGGAACACCCUCAAAGCCAUGCAUGGCUGGUGGCACCCAGAAUCCCAGUCCCAGCCCACCUGUUUCCUUGUUGACAGUGUCAGGGUUGUAUGCGGUGCCCAACCUGCUGCUAUAAACCACUUGGCCUGACUGCGUCUGCACCGGGCCGGUGAGAGGUUUCCCAGCCCCUGAUCCUUCUGUUCUUUCUCACCGGCCUGGUGGGCUUUGUGAAGUGUGAAACCCAAAAAUGUGAAACGGAAAGCACUUGCUGUGAUGUUUCCACCCACUGAGGCCGAGCUGCCUGGGUAGACCUGGGGACCCCUGCCAGGGCUCUGCUGCCCUCUCUUUGGCCACUUCCUGAGCCAGAGGCAAGGUGUUCAUGAGCUGCUGCUGCCUCAGUAAGCGGGAAAGAGCCAUCCCCAUCCUGCCUCGCCAGGAACUGAAGAGCUUCCGCCAAGGCAGCCACCUCCACUGGCCAGACCCUUGAGUCCGUGCGUCUGCAUUUGUGGAUGCUCAGGAAAGCAGUGUGUUCACUUCAGCACAUGGGAAUGCACAGAAACAUGCAGGGAGCGGGGUGUUUGCGAUUACCCCUUCCCAAUUAUGCCUACACUGGAAUACUCGUGGGAGCUGGCAGCCAAGGCCACCCCUCUCCAACUGCUCUCAUGGUGCAACACGUAAAGAAAGACGUGAAGACGGGACAGUUGUAUGAGUCGCCCUUCCCAGUGCUCGAGGGAGAGGCUGCCCUCCCAUCUUCCUCUCCCAGCCAUGCCACUGGGCUACCUUGCCCGCUGCUGCCUGUGUCCACACAAGAGUGUACACUGGUGGCAGGGACCUGCAUUUGCUGUGAAGGAUUCGGAAAAGCUUGCAUGGUCCUGCAAAGCCUGUCCUGGCGUUUGUUGACCUCUACCCACGGAACUAAGCACGGGAAAGCCCAGAGCUGGAGGCAGCCUCCGGCCAGGGCAGGAAUUUCCCAGCUUCUGAUUCUUGUACACAGGAGCCUGAUGAAAACGACCUCGGGAAGCCUGCCAUCUGUCACGCCCCUGAGUUCUUUUGGGCCCAGGGAGUUGUGCUGGGCCGCGGGUUCCGGCUCCAUUUUGUAGCUGGGAGAACAGGCUGGCCAGGAAGUUGUGAGGCUGGGUGAGGAAGCGUGUGGAUUUGUAGUUGGAUGCGCUGCUGUCCACAGGUGGUGGUCCUUGGUGAAGUCAGGCCCCAGGAUCCUGUGUCCCUGGCCCAGGCUGAUGAUCUCUCGGCCUCGAGUGCCACAGCAGUUACGGACAGACAUGGGUGGAGAGAGAUCCAGGACAGAGCCGUGGCAGUACCCUCCUUCUGGACUUAUCUCCUGUCAGAGCCCCAGGCCCCUUAGACCCAGGGCCAGAGGACCACGCUACUGCCUUUGGGAUGUGGGGACUGCAGCCUUUGCUUCCAUGUCCGCCAGAGUAUUGAUGACUUUUGGUCAUGCUCAGUUGUUGGCCAUAGCAGGUCCCUUUGGUCAGCGGCACGUACAUCUAGAUGUCACCACCUCUCCAAGACCUCAGGCUAGCUGAGGUGAGACCAGCGAGGCCUUUUCUCUCUGUCCAGAGGGCAGCCAGGAGCUACUGGAGAUGUGUCACAAGGACUGGGAUGGGGCAGAGGGAAGUCUGGGAUCCCAGCAGGGCUCACCCGGAGCCAGCUCUGCAUGGGCAGCCAUCCACCUGGCUGGCUGCCCGGUUGUAGCCGGGACGGUUGAUGUGCUCCUGUUGCAGACAUGUUUCCUGCUCGCCCUGGAAUGGAUGUUGUUGGAUCUCAGCCACAUAUCACACUGUGUCCAACAUUCUUUGCAAUAAAUACUUUUUUAAAAAAGAACAAUCUAAGGUGUUGUGUGGCCAGCUCGCCACUGGUGAGGUUCUUUCCAGCGGCUCUGCAAACCCCUGUGCUGUGCUCCCUCCCAACAGGUCUGUAUGGACCCUUGGUCCAGCUCCCACCCCCAUGACUACCCAUCCCUGGAGCGGAAACUGUCUUGCCCUGGAGUGAGCCCUGGGCAGGGCCCGGGUUUUCUCUGGGCUGACCAAGGUUGCUGGGCCCUCACCACUGAGACAGAAACAGACAUGGGGGGGAUCUGGGGUCCCUGGAAAUGUGGGUCCCAAAUACUGGCAUCCCUGGAGAGGGGAACCAGAGGCUGGGUCGAGGAUGGAGGGCCUGCAUAAGGCUGUGGGUGGAGCGUGCUGGCUGAUUCUCUGGUGUUCUUUGUUACUUCUGGCGUGGGGAAGGUGGUGACAAGAGACACCCUUUCCUAUGCCUCAGAAUUUUUUUUUCCUUUUGCAUUUAAAAAAAAAUUUUAUUGAAGUAUAGUUGUUUUUUUUUAAAUAAACUUAUUUAUUUAUUUAUUUUUAA
This is a messenger RNA of Delphinapterus leucas (beluga whale), 5711 nucleotides long. It is a transcript of the gene PFKFB4, whose product is annotated as 6-phosphofructo-2-kinase/fructose-2,6-biphosphatase 4. Gene Ontology annotation, cellular component: cytosol. Gene Ontology annotation, biological process: fructose metabolic process; fructose 2,6-bisphosphate metabolic process. Gene Ontology annotation, molecular function: ATP binding; fructose-2,6-bisphosphate 2-phosphatase activity; 6-phosphofructo-2-kinase activity. Lineage: Eukaryota; Metazoa; Chordata; Mammalia; Artiodactyla; Monodontidae. The record is from RefSeq and is a predicted model, not a curated record.